AUGCCAAAUAAUAGAAAAAGACAUAUGGAUUAUAAAGAUAAGAUUUCACCUAAUAUAAAUGAUGGAAAGCCGAAAAAAAGAUGUAUUGAUGAUAAAGAUGAUAAUAUUACAACAAUGGACACAAUAAAAAAUGUUUCCUUGCUUGUACUGUCCACAGGAGAUGCCUUUACAAAUUAUGUACCAAUACUUAAAACAAUAUGUGAUUUAUGUGAAACAAUUAUUAGGCUUUAUGAUACUAUUAAAGAAAAUAAGACAAUUUCUAUAGCAUUAAUUCAUAGAGUUGAAUUGGCACAUGUAGCCAUUAAACAAAUGGAAAGAGAAAAAGAAGCAAAUGAAGAAAAUUUCCGUAAAGAAAGUUAUUUUAAAGCAUUUAAUAGGCUUGAAGCUGUUUUGAAAAAUAUUAAACAUUUUAUUAAACAUAUUUCAAGUUAUGGAGGAUUUAAAAAAUUUUUUAAUGCUGACCACAUUAAAAAGUGCUAUGAUGAUCAUGUUAAAAAUUUGGAAGGAGCUUGUGCAGAUUUACAAUUCAAUGUGAUUCUUUCCAGUUAUCAUACAAUGAAACAACAAGACAAUAACAUGGAGAAAUAUUUUGCUAAAAUAUACGAAAAAUUUGAGAAUUUGGAAACAACAAUGCAGAAUAAUGAUGUAAAAUUAAGUCACAGAAAGGAUACAGAUGUAAGAGGUGCAAAUAAAAGGGUUGUUAAAAAAAUACUUAGAAAAACAGUUGAGGUGGCAUGUAAAACUAUUCUACAUUAUCCAAAGGAUGAUGGUACCUCUGAAUCAAAAAAAUUUCAAGCAAAACUUGCAAUACUAAAUGCUAUUCAAUGUAAAUAUAUCAUUAAAUUUUAUGGUAUCUCCAAUGUAAAUUCUCAUAAUGCUUUGAUAUUUGGCUGGGCUGAAAAGGGCAAUUUAAAAGAUUUGUACAAUACUCAUUACAUUGACUGGGUUACAAAAUUAAAGAUUUCAUAUGAUGUCAUUAGAGGACUUUUUUUUAUGCAUAAUGGUGAAAUUUUACAUCAUGAUGUUAAAUGUGAAAAUAUAUUAAUUGAUGAGGAUGGAAAUGCAAAAGUUUCAAAUUUUGAACUUAGUCGUAAUCUAUCUGGUGAAACUUCAAGAAUUUCAAAUUUAAAUGACUAUAUUCCUUGGUUGGCUCCUGAAAAAAUAGAAUCAGGAACUCAACUUUAUAAUCUUGAUUGUGAAAUGUUUAGCUUUGGAAUGUUUCUUUGGGAGCUUACUUAUCAACAAAUUCCAUAUAAAGAAAUGAAUGCAAUUAGUAUUGGUGAACAUGUCAAAAGUGCCUGGGAACAUUCACCCCAUAAUCGUCCAUCUUUUGAUGAAAUAAAAAAUGAAUUGGCAGAAUCAUGGAAAUGUUUUGAAAAUACUAAAUAUGUAGCUAAAUUUAUUGCUAAAGAUGAAGUUUCAAAUGACAAAAUUCAACAUCAUAACAUUGAUAAGGACUCAGAUUUUAAACCAUAG
Messenger RNA from Entrophospora sp. SA101, 1476 nucleotides. NCBI's taxonomy places the organism in Eukaryota, Fungi, Glomeromycota, Glomeromycetes, Entrophosporales, Entrophosporaceae. The record is from the annotation of a GenBank genome assembly.